AUGAGGAGCGCGGCGAAGGGGGCCGGACGGACAGGCCAUGCUGCCCCCUCCCCCGACCCCGCUCGGGCGGGCGGGCGGGGACGGCCAAGGGGAGGGCCCGCCGGGGGCCGACCUGCCGGCUCCUCCCCCCGCCGCCCUGCGCGCAUAAAGCCCGGCGCGCGCCCGGGCGCCCGCGGAGGCGGCGGCGCCGGGAUCCCCCCCUCCCUCGGGGUUCCUGUGUGUCCGGGGGGCGAGCGAGGUCCCCUGAUUCCGGGUGCGGGCUCGGGCCUGGGGCGCGGCCGCACCCCUCACCCACGGCGCGGGGGGCCCAGCCACGGGGAACGCCCUCCCGGGAUGAAGCGCUUCCCGGCUCUCCCAGGUUCUCAGCAUCCCCUGGAUUGGGAGGUGGAAUGGAGAGCAUCGUGUGCUUACCAUCUCAACCUAAGCUGGAACCUGAGAACUUCCGGUUCCUUGUUCCGAGACACACCGGGAAGGGCGGAUCUUCCUCUUGAGAAAGACAUCUCGCACAAGUGGCAUUGCACCCAGCAACCGACCAGAGAUGACGUAGCCUGUAUCAAGUAUCUAUAGAACACCUACCUUCUAGCUACUACCCCAGGU
Messenger RNA from Arvicanthis niloticus (Nile rat), 597 nucleotides. The record is from RefSeq and is a predicted model, not a curated record. Lineage: Eukaryota; Metazoa; Chordata; Mammalia; Rodentia; Muridae.